AACAGAUGAUGAGAAGGCGUCAAUCCAAAUUCCUGACAAGUUGUGCUUAGAGCCAAAGAUGAAUAAGAGCAUGGAGUCCAAUGGAGAAGCACCUAUAAAUGACCUGUCCAAGUGUUUGUCCUGCAAGUGGGCAACUGGGGUUGGUCCACGUAUUGGGUGGGUUAGGGAAUACCCAUCAGAGCUACGACUCCAAGCGCUUGAGCAAGUCCGCCUAUCAGCAAGACCACAACCAAAGCCAACGGUCCGGGUCUCCAAAGGCUACUUCGGUAGAGUGGGGCUUCUUACUCACUGGCCUCUGCCUAGAGAUUUUGUCACUUGCUUUUGACCAGGCUUCCUCCCCAAGUAAGCCCCAAUAUGCACUGUUUGGUAUGAUAUUGGCUAUUGCUGCUGUACUCAUUUGCAUCUGGGAGCUCAUUUACAAGGGUAAAAGGGAAAGAGUUGUAUUGAGGCAGUGGGGACGGUUGUGGUGGUUCUAUUAUCCACAUUCCCAGCAUAGGCUUUUUGGUACUCUUCCGGACUUUUAUGGAUUAGUUGGGGGAAUUUCCUAGUGUAUGCUAGACUGUUCAAUACGUUUGCUUCCGUGGAGUGCUGAAAGACAGAGAAGACCAUAAAUACUUUCUUCAAGUCUUCAAUAGAAUCUGUGGAGUGCUGUUGUGCUAAACUCCACCCAUGCCCCGCCAAGGUUAGGAGAAACACUUGUGUGCAACGAAGAUAGCACUGUUUCGCUAUUCCCUACGAAUCACACUAUAUGCGACGAAUGAUACAUUUUCCACUUGACGUAGUGUGAUUGGCCGAACAUUAAAAAAAACAAAAAAAAAAGUGUUAUUCCCGUUUCAUUUCUGCAAGUAGCUGUUUUGGGCCCCAGUUUAAUUUCUUGGGAUUUGUUAAUUUUGAUCAAAGUUAGAGUUAUAAACUUCUUGGUUUGCAUUUGUUUUUUAUUUUUUUUGUUCUUUUGUUUUUGUUUUUGUUUUUUGGAGUUACCUGGGGAUCACCUCUCACAUACAUCUGGCUAGGGUCAGUUGUGGCAACGUGUGAAAACGAGUGAAAGUAGGGCACAUGACAGGACAGAAAUUUUUGUCCGAAGCCAAAUAAAAUUAUGUAGGUAGCUGUAGUUAUUAGAUCUUUGCUAGCAGCAUCCUUGGGAUACUGCCAAAUGAACUGAUUUAUAUAAGCACAACUGCACAAGCUGAACGCCGGCCACAGCAGGCAGUUGA
This is a messenger RNA of Prunus persica (peach), 1214 nucleotides long. RefSeq lists its product as uncharacterized. The transcript has 2 exons. NCBI's taxonomy places the organism in Eukaryota, Viridiplantae, Streptophyta, Magnoliopsida, Rosales, Rosaceae. The coding region runs from base 99 to 548 and encodes 149 amino acids. The record is from RefSeq and is a predicted model, not a curated record.